AUGAAACGAUUGGUGGAUUCUCUGGACAAGCUUCGAGAACGUCUGCAAGAGCUUGAUGCGGAACUCUCUGAACCUAAUGCGUUUCGUGAGCUGUACACUUUCACUUUUCUUUACGGAAAAUUGAGCAGUCAACGAAAUCUCGAUCUGGAUACAGCAUUGGCUUAUUGGAAGAUUUUAUUCAAGGAUAAGUUCCCCUUGUUAUCGCUGUGGGAAGAAUUCCUGCUAGCAGAACAUGGCAAAGCCAUCUCGCGUGACACUUGGAAUCUUUUGUUGGACUUUUGCCUCACGAUUCGCCCGGAUCUCACCAACUAUGACGAUGAAGGUGCUUGGCCCGUACUAAUUGACCAGUUUGUGGAAUAUGCACGCGAGAAGCUGAACCUUCCGCGACCUGAACAGCCGGCAGCAGUUGCAUCGUAG
Molecule: messenger RNA, 417 nt
Organism: Cylicostephanus goldi
Lineage: Eukaryota; Metazoa; Nematoda; Chromadorea; Rhabditida; Strongylidae
Source: the annotation of a GenBank genome assembly